AAGAGGAACGGUGACACCCAGUGAAUUUGGACAGUUCAUUGACUCAACCAUAGAAAAAAUAAACAUGCGACUUGACCCAUCAAGGUCGUUCUACUACCGCACAACUCGUAAACCGGUAUAUACACUGGUCGACAAAGCAGAGAUGGAAGAACCGAACGACAGACUGGAAUCAGAACCAGAAGACUGUAAUAGUGAUUUACUUGUAAGUGACCAUCAGUUUGACAGACCGGAGCGCAUAAGUAUCCAAGGAAAAAAGAAAUAUGCAACCCUGAGUACAGGCAGAAACGCUGUUAAACGUGGGUCACUCGGCGUUCGGUGGGAAGGAGCUAGACGAAACGAAAGUAAAUUGUUACCUACAGUUCGAAUGGGAAUUGACCUCGUAUAAGGACUGAUCUGUACUAUUCUGAUCCGUAUUGACUUUGCAGAUAUAAAUAACAGUGUUAAUUCACAUUGAGACAUAUGUAGCCUAAUCAUUUCUAUUUAAACUUGUGUUUAUCUGUAAAAUACGUUUAACUAUUAAAAACAUUGCGACAUUGUACUACGCACCCAUGGACAAACUUACAGCAAGUUGCAUAAAUUUGUAUUAUUUUCGAAAUAAUAAAUGAGUGCCUGUGUUUUAUCA
Molecule: messenger RNA, 622 nt
Organism: Mercenaria mercenaria
Lineage: Eukaryota; Metazoa; Mollusca; Bivalvia; Venerida; Veneridae
Exons: 3
Coding region: 65-385 (106 amino acids)
Source: RefSeq, a predicted model, not a curated record